Messenger RNA from Dentiscutata erythropus, 555 nucleotides. The record is from the annotation of a GenBank genome assembly. NCBI's taxonomy places the organism in Eukaryota, Fungi, Glomeromycota, Glomeromycetes, Diversisporales, Gigasporaceae.
AAACAAUUGACAUUGCCUCCAGAAGAAGUUUGGGAAUUUAAUCUUGGUAAAGCACGUAGAACGAAAAUUGGAGAUCAUGAUUACAUUGCUGUGGAUGUUGAUUUUUAUUCUGUCUUGGUUACCGAUGCUUUAACUAUCAACAGGUCUGAACCUGCUUUGAAUGUAAUUGGUGGAAAAUGGUCAGAUAGUUGGAUAUUACCUGUAGAUUCUGAAUUUCUCUUGCAAAGAACUGGAUACGCAUGUCUUGAUGAAUAUUCGUUUCCUAAACAAACUGUUGAAAGUGAAAAUGUAUGGGUAUAUUACAAUGAUACCUGCAAAGCUGAACACCCGCAACCAGUAUACGACCCGGUAGAGAUUCGUUGUCAUUAUAGUGAAUAUCCUGCAAUUUCUUGUGUUGAUGCGUUGAAUCAAAACGUUGGUUCUGUUAAUGUGACGAUAACAUGGCAUAGAAUUCCUUUUACUGAAAAUAUAGCAAAAAAAUAUCGGUUUGGAAAACACACUUCUAAUUUACCUGAUUUGGUUGGUGUUAAUAAAAAUUUAUUGGAACAAACUCGU